This is a messenger RNA of Funneliformis caledonium, 741 nucleotides long. NCBI's taxonomy places the organism in Eukaryota, Fungi, Glomeromycota, Glomeromycetes, Glomerales, Glomeraceae. The record is from the annotation of a GenBank genome assembly.
AUGGGAAAAUCGUCAAAAGACAAACGAGAUAUUUAUUAUAGAUUAGCAAAAGAACAAGGUUGGAGAGCCAGAAGCGCAUUCAAAUUACUUCAAAUUGAUGAAGAAUUUAAUAUUUUUGAAGGAGUUCAACGGGCAGUUGACUUAUGUGCUGCUCCUGGUAGUUGGUCUCAAGUUUUAACAAAAAAAUUAAGUGAAAAUAAUUCUAAGGAUUCACCACUUCCAAAAAUUGUUGCAGUUGACUUACAAGCAAUGGCACCUCUUGAAGGAGUUAUCCAAAUUCAAGGCGAUAUCACCAAAUUAUCAACAGCAGAACAAAUUAUUUCGUAUUUUGAAGGAGAAUUAGCAGAUCUCGUAGUAUGCGAUGGCGCACCGGAUGUAACUGGACUUCAUGAUAUGGAUGAAUAUAUUCAAGCACAAUUAUUGUUAUCAGCAUUAAAUAUUACGACGCAUAUCUUACAUCCGGGGGGAACUUUUAUAGCAAAGAUUUUUCGUGGUAAAGAUGUCACUUUAUUAUACUCUCAACUUAAAAUUUUCUUUCCAACCGUCACUUGUAGUAAGCCUAGAAGCUCAAGAAAUUCAAGCAUAGAAGCGUUUAUCGUAUGUCAAAAUUAUACUCCUCCAAAAGAUUAUGUUCCAACAAUGAUCAAUCCUUUACUCGAUUUAUCCUAUGGAAAACAAAAUGAACUCUUAGGACCAAAUCGCGUGAUAGUUCCGUUUAUCGCAUGCGGUGAUCUAAGGUAA